AUGGUGGAGUAUGAGGCAUGCAUAUUUGGAAUCAAAGUAGCCAUUGAUCUAAGGAUCAAGAUCCUUGAAAUCUAUGGAGAUUCAACUCUGGUGAUCAGCCAAAUUAAAGAAGAUUAUGAGGCUCGUGAUCACAAGUUGAUCCCGUACAAAGAGCAUGUCUUAAAGCUAGUCCCAUAUUUUAAUGAGAUCACAUUCCACCAUAUUCCUCGAGAGGAAAAUCAAUUGGCAGAUGCUUUGGCUACCUUAGCCUCCAUGUUCAAAGUCAAGUGGGCUAACGAAGUGUCAUCUAUCCGCAUUUACUACUUGGAUGAACCAUCAUACUGUUUGGCAGCCGAAGAAGAAUUAAAUGGCCACCCAUGGUUUUAUGAUAUCAAGAGGUACCUGGAGAAACAAGAAUAUCCAGAAAAUGCAUCCAUCACAGACAAAAAGUAUCUUCGAAGACUCUCAGCCAAGUCCUUCUUAAGUGGAGGUGUACUUUUCAAUAGAAAUUAUGAAUUGGUCUUGCUCAGAUGCAUGGAUAGACACGAAGCAAACCGAUUUAUAGCUGAACUCCAUGAAGGCUCCUUUGGGACACAUGCCAGUGGGCAUACAAUGGUUAAAAAGAUCUUAAGGGCGGACAAUUACUGGAUGACAAUGGAAACAUAUUGUUAUCUCCAUGUGCAAACAUGCCAUAAAUUCCAAAUUUAUGCAAAUAAAAUUCAUGUGCCACCAGUUCCUUUAAACGUCUUGACAUCACCUUAG
This is a messenger RNA of Lathyrus oleraceus (garden pea), 741 nucleotides long. RefSeq lists its product as uncharacterized. Gene Ontology annotation, molecular function: nucleic acid binding; RNA-DNA hybrid ribonuclease activity. Bases 1 to 741 code for a protein of 246 amino acids. The transcript has a single exon. NCBI's taxonomy places the organism in Eukaryota, Viridiplantae, Streptophyta, Magnoliopsida, Fabales, Fabaceae. The record is from RefSeq and is a predicted model, not a curated record.